Molecule: messenger RNA, 1137 nt
Organism: Adineta ricciae
Lineage: Eukaryota; Metazoa; Rotifera; Eurotatoria; Adinetida; Adinetidae
Source: the annotation of a GenBank genome assembly
AUGGGAGAAGGAAUAGAUCAAACAUAUCUGAUUGGUUACAAUGAGAUCACUAUUUUUGUUGCACAAAAAUCUCAAGGAUUAAAGCUGACUUCAUCUUCCAUUGAUUAUAAUCCACUUCAUUUUACUGCUGGAUAUAUAGUGAAUGUUGAUGAUACAUUCUUAGAUGUACAAGUUGUUCCUCCUCAUCAAACUGAUGUUGGUCGACAAGUUCAAGCUAUUCUCCGAUAUGAUCCUACACAGAAAAGACCUGCUUUUGGAUCUGAUACAUAUGAAAUAUAUCAAACACCACCAACAGAUAGAAAUACUACUCUUGUUGAAUCAGGAAUCAUACGUUUACCAUUGAGUUCAAGAACACAAUUUCGUAAAGGAGAUCCAGUUGUUGUUCGAUAUGGCUUCCGUGGUCAUACAAUUUACGUCGAAGAUUCAACUGAUCUUUCUGUCGAAUCAAUCACAAUUUAUACAUCAUGGGGUAUGGGUUUUUUCAUUGUUAGAGCAAGACAUUUACAAGUAAAAAAUUCUGAUGUAUUUAUAAAUUUUGAUGUGGGAACAAAUUUAGAAUUUAGUAGUAAUCAAGAACCAUUUGUUGUGCAUGGAAAUGGAUUAGUUGCAUCGAUUUCAUCGACGAAUUCAAGUGAUUCGAGAAAAAUUUCUUUUACAAAUCCAGUUAAUGUUAAUGUUAAUGAUUGGGCAUGUGGUACUGACACACCUUUACUUACAAUACGAAAUUUUACCGUAGUAAAUAAUCGUGCUCGUGGUGUUCUUUUGGAAACACGUAAUAUUGAUAUAAGACAAUCAUUAUUCUAUCGUACCAGUGGACCUGCUGUUCUUAUUCAACCAUCAAUGUAUUGGCAUGAAGGUCCCGAAGCUCGAAAUGUUUCAUUGAUUGGUAAUAUUUAUAUGGAAAAUAAUGAAGGUAUUGCACAAGGAAAAGGUGUUAUAACUAUUUUACCUGAUCCAGUUGAUCUGAUUCCUAUUAUUAAUGACAUUCGAAUCGAAUCAUCAUCAUUCUACCUUGGGUUAUCAAGUCAAGGACUUUUACAAAGUGAUAAUAUGAAUAGUUUGCAUCUUACAGGCAAUUAUAUUGCUACAAACAUGUCAACACCACUUAUAAGUAUUUGUAAUAGUCGAAAUAUCUAA